Molecule: messenger RNA, 1731 nt
Organism: Populus nigra (black poplar)
Lineage: Eukaryota; Viridiplantae; Streptophyta; Magnoliopsida; Malpighiales; Salicaceae
Product: probable 2-oxoglutarate-dependent dioxygenase SLC1
Exons: 4
Coding region: 430-1563 (377 amino acids)
Source: RefSeq, a predicted model, not a curated record
GGGGGCAUGCAUGUAAAGCCUUUUCUCACCACUGCCUGAGGAUCGAUGUUGUCUGAACCAAGUCAAGGGUCACGAUUGCAUGGAAUGGAAUGAGUCCAUGUAAUUUCGAUCCUGUUCAUAAAAAAAAAGAGUCCAUUUUUUUGGCAAAAGCAAAGCUGGUUUCCGAAGACUUGCGCCAUCGGAUGACUUCCCUUCCCUUCUCAGUUCUCCCUAUAUAAACACCUCUCUUUCAAUAUUCCUCCUCACCCCAUAACCAUUUCUGUUUCUCUUCUCUCUCUCUCUCAAGAUAGUUAAUUAGCCAGAUAUAUAUAGUGUGGUUCAAGAGGUCAAGCUCGUUUCUUGCUAUUGAUUUCCUUCUUUUGCCAUAUAUACUAUAUAAUUAGCGUACAUAUAUAUUCGAUUAUAUAGAUAUUUAAUUGGAUUUCAGGCAUGUCACCGGCAAUAGUCUUGGAGGUUCAAACUCAUUACAAAGAAGAGGAGCUACAAGAGAGUCACGAGUUCCACAAAGGAGUGCAACAUCUAUGCGAGGGAGGGAUAACAAAAGUGCCUAGAAAAUACAUAUUGCCGGCAUUGGACCGUCCUAUUUUCCCAAAAAAAGAUGGCGCUACUAAUUUCAAGCUACCAGUAAUCGAUUUUGCUCAGCUGCAAGGUCCAGAUAGAAUUCAUGCACUCACAUCCCUUUCAAAAGCUUGUGAGGAAUAUGGUUUUUUUCAGUUGAUAAAUCAUGGCAUUGCAUGUCAAUCCAUCCUCGACAUGAUUGAAGCAGGAAGGAAAUUCUUCGAGCUUUCUUUCGAGGAGAGAUCGAAGUACAUGUCAAAAAAUAUGCGUGCCCCAGUUAGAUAUGGAACAAGUUUUAACCAGAACAAAGAUAGAGUGUUUUGCUGGAGAGACUUCUUAAAGCUUGAUUGCCAUCCCCUUUCAGAUGUUCUUCCUUAUUGGCCCUCUUCUCCUACGGAGCUAAGGCAAGCGGCGGUUAACUACUCUAAAGAAACAAAAUUCUUGUAUAUAAUGGUUGUGAGGGCGAUACUAGAGAGCCUAGGAUUGGCUGAAACAACAAAAGAUAUUGAUGAAAAUGAUGGUGAUGAUCAUAUAAUUAAGGAGUUUCAAGAUGGGAGCCAACUCCUUGUGGUCAAUUGCUAUCCUUCAUGUCCUGAACCUGACCUCACACUUGGCAUACCACCCCAUUCAGACUAUGGCUUCCUUACACUGCUCCUCCAAGAUGAAGUUACGGGUCUCCAAAUUCAGCAUGAAGGGAGAUGGGUCACUGUCGAACCAAUCCCUAAUUCAUUUGUUAUUAAUGUUGGUGAUCAUCUCGAGAUUUUCAGCAAUGGGAGAUACAGGAGUGUGCUCCAUAGAGUGCUAGUCAAUCAUUUGAAGUCUCGGAUCUCCAUUGCCUCGUUACACAGUUUACCUUUUGGCAGCAUGGUUCGACCGUCACCAGAGCUCAUCGAUGAUGCUAAUCCAAGGCGUUAUAAGGACACAGACUUUGCGAGUUUCAUUGAAUACAUAGCAUCUCAUGAACACAGGAGCAAGAACUUCCUCGAUUCUAGGAGAUUGACUUGAGGGGGCAAGAAAAGAUACUGUCUGGGAGCUUUGAAUUUUUUAUAUAGGUACGGACAAGGUAAUGGAGUAGGGAAUUGUUAGGAGGUGCUAGGGUUCUAGCUAGGAAAGUACUGUAUUAUGCAAUUUUAUUAGUAAUAAAAGUAUAUAGUAUACUUUCAUGCUAAAAAA